AUGCACAACCUCUUCCUCGGACUGGUGCAGCACCAUUUCAGAGACUUGAUCGCGAUCAAGAAACCAGAAAAACGACCUGUGGAUGUAAAGGAAAUAGACAGGGGCAGAAUCAUUUUUCAGUCAAACCCUACCAUCUCUACAAUGACCCGCUUGCGGAUGCCUGUCCUGGAAGUUCUGAUCCAAGAGGCAGGGGUGACGUUGGGGACAGAGGGUCGUACCACGAAGAAGAAGAUAAUCGAAGCGCUUAUGACCAAACACACCGAUAGUUUCCUACUGAAUAAGGAAGCUCAGAUGGAAAUAGAUGACGACACUUUCGUCACAGAAGAAUUGGUCAAGGAGUGUGCGACCGAAGCAGAAGCAAAAAACGACCAAAACAGUGUAUCUGCUGAACUCCUGACAGACAAGGAGAUAAACAGUAUUCAGGCAGAACUGAGGGGCAUCCAGCGUCCUUCAUGGCACCGCGGACCGCCAAAGAACCUGGGUGAUGCAGAGCACGGUAAGCUCAAGGCAGAGCAAUGGCGGUCAGCCAUUGAGUUUGACUUACCGGUGACGCUGUUAGCUCACAGCACUAUGCUGCUGUCGAUGGCAAUACGCUGGGGAACGUCACAUGUAACAUCAACGCACCACGCUCAGCAAUACGUGAAAUAUAUGAAGGCCUACCUAGAGUGCAUUCAAGACGCCGUUCCAGGCCAUUCUUUCCGACCUAACCACCACGCCUGUCUCCACCUUCAUGAGUUCCUCCUGAGAUACGGUCCCAUGCACGGCUGGUGGAUGUUUCCCUUUGAGAGAGUAAUCGGAGGCCUGCAGAAGACCAACAUGAACUAUAAAAUUGGGGAAUUAGAGAAGACAAUGUUAGAAACAUUCUGCGCUGCUGCAAAGGUCAAGGCAAUCAUUCAAGACCCUGGAGCGCCCAAUGUUAUUAUCAAAGCAGCUGAAAUCCUGCAGCAAUGUUGCGCGCCUUUUGCAGGUGAAGGAUUUCAUACAGACACUGGUGUCCUGCGCACAGUGACAGACUCAGAUCCAUAUGUUUCACAUGAUAACGCUAAUAUCAUCAAAACUCCUAUUUCCGAUGUCCUCCGCUACACAUGGGAGAACACGAGGACUCACAUGCACGGAAGCGAGCCCAUCACAGAGUAUAAACAACUCAACGUGGCAGGGUUGCAAUAUUGCAGUCGCAACUAUUCAACUUCGGAUAGUUGCGUGUUCUUCAAGAACACAUCGGGAAACUGUGUGCCUGGCGUCGUUGAACACAUGAUGUCUACAGGACAGGAUCACAAUCGGGUAUAUUACAUCGCAGUGCGAUGUUACUUACCUGUUAUCGCAGGCUACCAAGACCCAUUUUCAGUGUACGGCGACUUUGGCGCACAGAUAUGGAGCUGUGCCUCCAGCAACCAGCUGGAAAUCGUCCCAGUGUGCGGAAGUCGAAUGUGCCACGGUAUAUUGAUGAAUUGGGGAUCAUCUGAAUUAGUGCUAAAACCGAUGAACCGCGUAAGUUUCGACAUAAUUCACCACUGA
Suillus fuscotomentosus is the source of this 1515-nucleotide messenger RNA. RefSeq lists its product as uncharacterized. The record is from RefSeq and is a predicted model, not a curated record. NCBI's taxonomy places the organism in Eukaryota, Fungi, Basidiomycota, Agaricomycetes, Boletales, Suillaceae. The transcript has 5 exons. Bases 1 to 1515 code for a protein of 504 amino acids.